Messenger RNA from Penicillium concentricum, 441 nucleotides. RefSeq names its product decarboxylase tpcK (gene tpcK). Gene Ontology annotation, molecular function: oxidoreductase activity. The transcript has a single exon. Lineage: Eukaryota; Fungi; Ascomycota; Eurotiomycetes; Eurotiales; Aspergillaceae. The coding region runs from base 1 to 441 and encodes 146 amino acids. The record is from RefSeq and is a predicted model, not a curated record.
AUGGCCACUCAAGAUAGCUCCCUCGAGAAUCAAGCUUUGGGCCAAUCGAGUCAAAAGCUGCUCUGCCUCACAAUCUGUGGUUACCGAAAGCCGGGAAUGAGUGAAGAGGCCUACCGACACCACAUGACACAGAUCUCGGCACCCAUGACCAAGGACUUGAUGGCCAAAUAUGGAAUCGUGCGCUGGACACAGGUGAGAUCGGGAAUUGCUCAAAGGCUCGGACACCGGCUGAUUCCACAGAUCCACAACACCAGCGCCACCCGUGCUCUUAUGGCACAGCUCUUCGACCCCCAAUUCGCCAAUGUGGUGGGCUAUGACUGCUUUAGUCAGGCGGUGUUUAGGGACAUUGAGGACUACAAGCGCAUGAAGCAGGAUCCCUGGUACAAGGAGCAUUUGGUCGGUGAUCAUGAAAACUUUGCCGAUACCAAAAAGAGCCAGUAG